Peromyscus californicus insignis is the source of this 7966-nucleotide messenger RNA. RefSeq names its product X-ray radiation resistance associated 1 (gene Xrra1). The transcript is spliced from 19 exons. The coding region runs from base 407 to 2788 and encodes 793 amino acids. Gene Ontology annotation, cellular component: nucleus. Gene Ontology annotation, molecular function: protein binding. The record is from RefSeq and is a predicted model, not a curated record. Lineage: Eukaryota; Metazoa; Chordata; Mammalia; Rodentia; Cricetidae.
CCCUCCCCUACGACUUGUCCAAAGCCGAUUGGCUAAAGCUGCCCACGUGAUGCACCGCGCAGAGCCCAUCGGGAUCCGUAGUUCGGUGUGCUGACGAGGGCUGAGAGUGGCCGCGGGGCUUGCCGGGACGUGUAAUUAGAAUCUGCGGUCGCCGGUUGCCGCUUACGUUGCUAGCCUUAGCGUCGCGGUUACUAAGGAGUGGGUGGGGAAGACUGUGGCAAGCGCCACCGUGGAGCGACUCCGAGAUUCCCGUGAGGCUCGCAGGCGUGCAUCCCGCCUGACGGGGACAUCGCCUCCGCGGACUGUACGGAGGCGGAAACGACGCCGGAGGCAGGUAAAGAAACAGGUAAAGAAACAAAAACAAAAAGGAGGCAAAGACUCAUUCCCAAGGUCAAAGAUCAGGGAGAUGAUGUCUUCAGGAAUGUACAAAAUGGACAAUGGCAAGCCUUGCCUCAACAACUGCUUUCCAGCCAAAAGUCUCCUUCGGAUGCCGGAAGAAGGCCGGGGACACUGGUUAGUGGCUCGGAAAGGUAGCAUGAAGAAAGGUGUGGCUAAGGCAUCCACUGAAGGCCAGGAAAACCUGAAGAAGGUUUCUUUCGAGACUGGGUUGAAGAAAGCAUCUCGGCGGGAGAGCCAGGCAGACGUUAUUGGACACGUCUUGGACCGGGCUUUUCUGCUGAAGCACCACUGUACAAGAAAGCCAUCAGAUCUUUGCACUAUCAAUGUGAGCGGCAUGAAGUUCUCCAAGGCAAAGGAAAAGGACUUCAAACAUUUUACUUCUGUGAUUUAUAUCAACGCCUCUGAAAACCUGCUGCCUCUAGAUGCUUUUCAUACAUUUCCAGCCCUAAAGGAACUGGAGCUUGCAUUCAACGGCAUCAAGAUGAUUUAUGUGAAAUAUGGAGACUUCAAGACAUUGGAAUUCUUGGACCUUUCCUUCAACAGCCUGACUGAGGAUGCCAUCUGCGAUCUGGGGAUUCUGCCGCAUCUCCGUGUGCUGCUCCUCACAGGCAAUGGGCUCACCUCUCUGCCAUCCAACAUGGCUGUCACAGAACAGGAGGCAUCCAUGUCAUCACUGGCAAGCAAGAAGUACAUCCUGAGGUUCCCAGCACUGGAGACCCUGAUGCUGGAUGACAACAAACUGUCCAAUCCCAGCUGCUUUGCCAGCCUGGCUGGGCUCAGGAGACUGAAGAAACUGAGCCUGGACCAAAACAAGAUUUUCCGGAUCCCGUACCUACAACAGGUUCAGCUCUGUGAUGGAUCGGGGGACUGGGUUACAGAGGGGCCAAACCCCCAGAAAGAGCUGCAGACCCAGACGUGGAUAUUUGAAACCCCGGAUGAGCAGCCCAAUUAUACUGUACUGCCCAUGAAGAAGGACGUGGACCGCACAGAGGUCGUGUUCUCAUCUUACCCUGGAUUUUCAACCUCAGAGACAGCCAAGAUAUGUUCCCUUCCUCCCAUAUUUGAGAUUCUUCCUGUGAAGUCACUGAAAGCGAGGAACCAGACAUUGGCCCCACCUUUCCCAGAGCUCAGAUACCUUAGCCUGGCCUACAACAAGAUUGCGAAGGAGGAUGCUGUCCUGCCAGCAGCGCUCUUCCCCUCUCUCUGUGAGCUUGUCUUCCACAACAACCCUCUGGUGGCGCACACACGAGGGAUCCCACCACUGCUCAAGAGCUUCCUCCAGGAGCGCCUGGGCAUCCGCUUAGUUCGAAGGAAACUGGUAAAAUCUAAACACCAUAUUUUGAUGCCUCGGAAGGAAUCACGAAAGGUGAAAACUCACAUCCCCAAGGUGUCAAGGCAUUCUCUGGUCCCCCACCACAUGAGCUUGACCACGGACAAGCCUCCCUCAGGUCUUAUGCGGGAGCCAGAGCCAGGAGCUGAAGUGCUGUCCUCUACCGAAAACACCACUCACGAGGCACUGCUGGCCACUGAGGGCUCCGAAGGCACUUCCCUCACUCACCGGACCUUUGUGCCGAUGCCUCCCAUCUGCUCCGACUCCACCGUACACAGUGAGCCGGUGUCCCACCCGAGCCGUGCAGCUGCCCUCUUGAGCCCAGAGCACCCAUCAGAUGAAGAUGCCAAGAGUACGGAGUCCAUCUUCCUGACCCAGGUGAAUGAGCUGCCACCCUCCACCGUCCCCAAGGAAAAGUUAGAGGUAAAGGAGAGUGACCAAAAGAGACCACUAACUGCACCCAGAGAGGCCAAGAGGACGCGGAGGAAGCACCCGUCUGCCUCUGCGCACACCAAGUACUAUGGUUAUGAGGAGCUGCUCACAGCCAAGCCUGACCCGGCCUUUGUGGAGCCCAAGGGCAUCCAGAAGAACGCACAGGCCCUGCAUCGCAUGCUGAAGCAGCCGCUCAUCUGCCGUUCCUCCAAGCCCAGGCUGGACACUUUCCAGAAACCCUACAUCCCCAAGGAGAAGCGGGCUGGGAGGAUACCAAUCCCACCCCCACGGAAGACCCGAGCGCAGCUGCUGGAUGACAUCCUCAUUCGCAUGCGGGACCCUCGGAACGUCACUGAAGCUCCUCUGGGCGCCGUGCUGCAGCGGCGUGCACAGCAGCGCCUGGUGAACCAGAAGCAGUACCGGGAGGCCAAGAAGCUGCUCAAGGAGUUCCGUGCGCGCUACAGGCAGCUGGUGCGCAGCUCGCUGCGGACUGUGUUCACGGCCAGCCCGCCGCCCAGGCCGCCCACCCGCCGCGCGCUGAGCGCGGGCCAGCCCAAGUUGGGCCGCUUCCUCGAGUUCAUGGACGAGUUCUGCCAGGACACCACGGCCAGCGACUCGAAAGAGUAGAGCUACGCACCGCCCUCCCCAGGGGCUAUGUGCCCUGGACCGUGCCCAGCCCUGAACAGAGGGGCCUUGGGCUCCGUCUCGCUUCGUGGUCAGCAUGUGGAGCUCGGCAGGACCUCGCCUCCGAGCCCGGCCAGGCUGCACCUGGUGGCUGGCCCAGCAGCAAUAAAGAGUGGUGCAUAGAGCAAUCCAGUGGGUGCCAAGCAUUCUUCUUGGAAGCCAGGCCAGGGCCACAGUGGUGGUGUCACUAAGGAAAAAAAUCUCCACUGAUUCCUGCAUCCCAAGAGGGCUAUGAGAAACCCACCUGACAGCUGAGACGGAGGAGUAGCAUAGAAAACUCGGAAGUGCGCUCGCUACAGCCAGCAAGAGGCAGGGUAGCAGAGCAGAGGGCCAGAGGCUGGGUAGACAGAUUUCCUGUAAGGAACGUUUUCCACUGUGAGGGGGCCAGAAGAUGGAAUGGUCCCUUUUGAGAUAAUGGCUGGUAGAAGAGGGGAGGGGUUAGUUUCCCAGGGACCUAUAAUCCAGGACACAGGCUAAAGGCAAGAACACAAACAUCGGGGCUGGGCAGGCACCCCAGUUCGUAAUAAAGCAACAUUCUGGCCAAGGCAGACUGGGGCUGCUGCAUUCCUGGUGUGUGCCCAGUAGGCAGCACCUACCCCAGAAGGGUCUGGAGAAGUCCACCGGGGCUAUGCUGUGUGUGUGGGACCUAAGAUUUCUCCCCUGGGGACGGCGACUUCAGAUCUGGGCAGCAGACCUGCAGUCCCUAGGGUCCAAGUAUGCUUCUUGAUCCUCAGCAAGGCAGACUCCCCAAAUCCAAACCCCAACCAUUUGCAUAUUAUUGAACUCAACUUCACAGACUCAUGUAAAUAGCCAGUUAAGUGCUUACAUGAAGCUGUGAUCAUACUCAGACAUACACAUGCAUGUGCCAUCACUACACAGGCCACACCAGGUGACAAGAGUAUCGUUAGCCCAUUUAGACGCCUGACAGGUCAGGUGAUGCAGUGACCCACAGCAGCAGCAGCCACGUUCAGAGCAUUUGUGGCUGACUUGCUAGCAUCCAUCUUUCCCUUACUGUUAGGAGAAGUCACCCUGACAGUCACACUGCCAACCCACCAGGUUCCACUUCUGGAGAACCUCCUAGAGUGCUCCCUUCAGCCAGAUGUGUUCCUGCCACACAGUCUCAAGAAUGGACCUACCUACCUACACACACACAACACACACACCAUGUUCCAACCUAGCUUCUUGUAGUCACCCCAGUAAUGGAACUGACUCGGGAGGAAAGCCCAUUCGUGGGCAGUUUUAAUGGCUAUGUUAGAAUGGACUGUGUAGCCUAUCUGCCUAAGUCCCUCAGUUCCAGCUCUGCCCUUUGUACCCCCAUGGCAGCCCCUUAACCAGUGUGAGGGCAUUCCAAAGAGGGCACACUUGUCUGGGCAAAGCACCACUUUCUCUCAGGUGAACAAGCUGGUUGUCUCUCCUUACUAAGUUUCUGAUCUUUCUAAAUUCCUUUGGCUUCUUACCCCAGAAGCUGCUUUCAGAGUUCAAGCAUGAGCCUUUUUCCAAACAUGUAACAAAGUGUUGCAACUGAACCCCAAGCUGGAAGCCACCAUGUAGUACCCCAACUCUGCUACUAUUCUAGUAAGACUUGAUAAGAUGACGUGGCAACUCAUGUUUUUCAUCUUUUUUUCCCCUGGUAUUUUCUGACAGGGAUUCACGUAGCCCAGGGUAGCCUCAAACUAUAUAGCCAAGGAUGACCUUGAACUCCUGAUCCUCCUGCCUCCAUACACUCGAUGCUGGGAUCACUCUUAACUUUCCGCUUCAGUUUACGUGUCCUUCAGUCAUCCCAAACUGAGCCGGCUAGUCACCCGAGACACUAAUGAGCAAUCUGGAAGUUAGUGAGGCUCUGGGAGAACUGACAGAUGGGAAAGCAAACUGUGCUCACAUCUGGAAUUAACCCAGAAUUCCACAGGACAGUGGGUAAAGUGGGAAGACAGCCUGGUCACUGGCCCCACCAGUUCCAGUCCAGACAGCAACUAGAACCACACUGUUGGCCAAGGCCAGUGGUAGAGCUUUGCACUGCGAAGUUAGCUGAGGCCACAGCAGCAGAAGAUGCAACCAGCAGCUUUGGAGUCAGAGGCCCAGCACCUAGGCUCUGGAGUUCCAGCCAGGGCUAGAGUUCCCAUCUGUAAAGGACACGCAGCAUACCUAGUUACAAGGGAAUGAAUAGUGUGUACAGCGCCUUGCUACCCUAGGGACCAAGUGCCGAGUACUGUUUUCAAGACUCCAACUGGCUGCAUGUUCACUUUAACCACUCUCCCUUGAACGCCUUGUGUAAAGUGACUUCAGAGAUCCUGCAUGUGCUGGCAGAGUCUUCUAGGGUCGUUUUCUGAGUUUAAGAGAAACAGGUUAACAUUUGUUCCAUGCUCUGUGAAAAACUCAUGUCAGAGAUUUUUUUUUAUGACUUUCUGAGCAAUGGUUCCAAAGAAGAGCAUUUUUAACAAUCAUUUUUGUUGUUGUUGUUUUGUUUUGUUUUUUCAAGACAGGGUUUCUCUGUGUAGCUUUGCGCCUUUCCUGGAACUCGCUUUGGAGACCAGGCUGGCCUCGAACUCACAGAGAUCCGCCUGCCUCUGCCUCCCGAGUGCUGGGAUUAAAGGUGUGCACCAUCACCAUCCAGCAACCAUCAUAUUUCUAAGUCCAGCUGUAAGGUGCAAGGACAGUGGCAUCUCCCAGUCAUUCUUUACUCAAACUUGGGUCUUCAGAGAAGUUACAAUGGUCUCAAGAGGUCAGGAAACUGUAAAUACCAGCCAUUAGAACACAUAAAAUGAUAGGCUUGUUCCCUGUGGAGAUCCCACCCCAGUGCCUUCCCACUCAUUCUGAAUGCCCAGGUAAGGCCUUCCCACUCAGGUACCUCCCUGGCCCAGGACAGCACCCAAACAAAUACCUGCCUUAAGCUUAGUGUACACUGUCAGACGCAGCACUCUAGAGACUAACCAGAAGUAGACGGUUUGCUUUCAGGAGUCUGCUUUACUGCAUUUUCAACUUGGGCCUCGCCUGGAACAGGCACAUACACACAUUGAAGAAUGCACUUUGGUACUGUUUUAAUCAUACAUUAUCCCACUUGAUUCCACACCAUUUCACUGUGGUAAAAGCAUCCCUUGACAGGGCAUACCUUGUCCCAAGUCCUCUGCCAAAAGGCUCUUUAUGAGUCAAGGGGGUACAGACAGCAGUGGCAGUCCACCAGGAUGCAAGGCCCCUUCUCCGAUCCUAAUGUAAACAGGUUGAGUAAGUCACAACCACCAGACCACAAGGAGCUAUAGCAGGUUGCCUAAAACCAAACAGACAACCAAUUUAUAUUUCUAGGUGGAAAGGUUCGGCUCUUGGCUCUUUAUACAACUAUAUUUGUACAGUUAAGAGUAAACAGUGUAUCAGGUGCAAAAAGAAAGGGGGGAACACCCACUAGUUGGCAUUUCAACUAGUCACUUCCUGUCUUGCAUAGUAUCUGUUAUCUUGCUUUGCUGGAGGCUUCGGGCUGAUGGUCAUGUCGGAUGCAAACUGGGACCUGCCGGGCUGCACUGGUGGCACAGCUUGGAGGGCAAGUGCCAGCAGGGAGAACUGACUGCUGCUACAGAGUCUGGCACCAGGAGGAAGCUCCGCCCUGCACAGCUUGACACGGAAGCCUGCACUGUCUGUGCUCACACUCAGCUUAGGGAAGGGAGACGAGCAAGCCUGACCUUAGCGUGACUUUGUCUAGCUCUUUCUGGCCCUGAGACACCAGAAAGGGAGGGAGCCUGUUCAGAGCCUAAGGUCAGCACUCACACAUUCCUGACAACAAACUUAGGAAACACAAAAGUACAUUUUCCCCUCAGAAGAAACACUGGCAAGACACAGAGCAGCCUGCUCACGUGGGCUUGGGGCUUCUUCUGCCAUCCCUUGACGGAAUUGGUAACCUCUGUGGAGCUACAUCUCUUCUGCAGAACAGGCUUCAGAAUGCUACAGACCAUUCACAGGCAAAGGAGCAUUUCUGGAUCAUCAAAGAGAAUCUGUGCAGCAGCCUUGUCUUCAAAAUCUGCUCCCUGCCCUACUGGCUCCUAAGAACUUUAACCAGCUCCCUUCUCUCUAAAGGCUAAAUCUAAGGAGCAUUCUCUGGUUGAUGAGGAAAGGGCUGGCUAAGAAAGAUUUAAGACCCUAAGGAGGUUGAUUUUGAAAGAAACAGCAAAGGCUAUGAUUAAAAUAACUACAACAAAAUUCCACUCAUUACUUAGCUCACACUACAGGGUUUUCCCUAUUAAGUACCCUAUUUAGUAUGGGUGUAUUCAGGGGAUAUAGGUACAUCUUCACCGAAAGAAACAAAAGAAAAAGCCAUUCUCAAACCUCUGUCACUCGGGCGUCUCCUUCCUUCACAAAUUGUAUAACUCAUUAGUAUUCAGCCCUAGAGAACUACAGCAGAAAUCAGAACAGUGGGUCUUCAUUUAAAGAGGGGCUAGGCCUGGUCCAGCUUUAACAUCUCAUGAUGAUAAGCUAGCCUCUACCCCUCCUGAUGGCUCUCCACUUCAGUGACAAGUUAGGAAGAAGAAACCCCAGGUCACCGCCGGUUCUGGUGAGAGGUCAGCUUGGGGAAUGCAUUAGGAGGUCCCUCAAGUGAAGAGUGGGCUUCUCCGGCCUCUCAGUGACCCAGACCUGCCUCAUUUCUUGGAACUUGAAGUAAAUGCAGCUUCUGAACAGAGCAACUGUUCUAUUAUCACUGCAGGAGAAAAUCCAUUCUUCCCUGGAAAAGUUACUUAGGAAAUGGAAAAAGCAGAGUUAAUCAAACGCAUAAAUCUUGAUGAGAUAUGGAAAACGUUGCCAGUGACAGGCUGAGUGCUAGAUCUCCUGAGCAGGACCAUUGAAGAGCAUUGUUAUAGAUGAAAUGGCCUUCCAAAGAUCAUUAACACACUCUCUAGCCGAACAUAUGUCCACACACACUGCACGAGACAGCCCCCCCAACAACAGGGUCUAGCCUGUGGUCCAGCACACUGGGGCGGUCUAAGACUCAAAAGUGCCUACUGAAUGAACACAGCCUUCAGUAGCAGCUUCCCAUUUUAGUCAGUGGCUAGUUUGUAACCAGACAAUAAUUAAUUAAAUAGCUUUACUCUCUGAGGGGCAUCUUACCUUAAAAAAAAAAAAAAAAAGAAAGAAAAAGAAAAA